AUGCCGGCUGUGCCGUCGCUCCCCCAGCCCUGCGGGAUGUCGGUGUCGCUGCCCCAGGGCAGUGGCCCUGUGGGCUGGGUCACUGCUGGAGUAAGGCCCUGUCCUAAAGGGAAGGUUGGAUUCAGGCAAGGACGUUGGACGUUACUUGCUGUCAAGCAGCAUCUGACGAUGCUAGCUGUGCCCACGUGCAUCCGUAAAUCCCCGCCGGCGUUCUGCUUCGCCCUGCCCCGGCAGCUCCUCCUGGGCGCCGUUGAACUUGUGAGGGUUCACAAUGCGAUGAACUUGCCGCCCGACAAAGCCCGGCUACUGCGGCAGUACGACAACGAGAAGAAGUGGGAGCUCAUCUGUGACCAGGAAAGGUUUCAAGUGAAGAACCCUCCACAUACGUACAUCCAGAAGUUGAAGGGCUAUCUGGACCCGGCUGUAACCAGGAAGAAAUUCAGAAGACGAGUCCAAGAGUCUACUCAAGUACUCCGAGAACUGGAAAUUUCUUUAAGAACAAAUCACAUCGGAUGGGUCAGGGAGUUCCUGAAUGAAGAAAACAAAGGCCUGGAUGUUCUGGUGGAGUACUUGUCCUUCGCACAGUAUGCAGUCACGUUUGACUUUGAAAGUUUGGAGAACAAUGUGGAAAACUCGAUGGACAAGUCCAAACCUUGGAGCCGAUCCAUCGAGGACCUGCACAGAGGCAGUAAUUUACCCUCACCGGUUGGCAACAGCAUUUCCCGCUCUGGCAGACACUCGACUUUACGGUAUAACACCUUGCCGAGCCGAAGAACACUAAAAAAUUCCAGAUUAGUGAGUAAAAAAGACGACGUUCACGUCUGCAUCAUGUGUUUACGAGCCAUAAUGAAUUACCAGUAUGGAUUCAAUAUGGUCAUGUCCCAUCCGCAUGCCGUUAAUGAAAUUGCACUAAGUUUGAACAACAAGAAUCCCAGGACGAAGGCUCUUGUCUUGGAACUUCUGGCAGCUGUUUGCCUCGUCAGAGGAGGGCAUGAAAUCAUUUUAUCUGCGUUCGAUAACUUUAAGGAGGUGUGUGGAGAGAAGCAGCGCUUUGAGAAGCUGAUGGAGCACUUCCGAAACGAAGACAACAAUAUCGACUUCAUGGUGGCUUGCAUGCAGUUCAUCAACAUCGUUGUCCACUCGGUGGAGGACAUGAACUUCAGAGUCCACCUGCAGUAUGAAUUUACGAAGCUCGGCCUGGAUGAGUAUUUGGAUAAACUGAAGCACACGGAGAGUGACAAACUGCAGGUGCAAAUUCAAGCCUACCUGGAUAACGUUUUUGAUGUGGGAGCUUUACUGGAGGAUGCUGAGACCAAGAAUGCAGCCUUGGAAAGAGUUGAAGAACUGGAAGAAAACAUUUCCCAUUUAUCUGAAAAACUCCAAGAUACGGAGAACGAAGCCAUGGCAAAGAUUGUGGAACUGGAAAAACAGCUUAUGCAAAGAAACAAAGAACUGGAUGUGAUUCGGGAAAUCUACAAAGAUGCAAAUACCCAGGUUCACACCUUGAGAAAAAUGGUGAAAGAAAAAGAAGAAGCCAUCCAGCGACAGUCAACGCUGGAGAAAAAGAUCCAUGAACUGGAGAAGCAGGGAACCAUUAAGAUCCAGAAGAAAGGUGACGGUGACAUCUCUAUCCUUCCUGUGGCUCUGGCCUCUGGGAUGGUGCCGGCAGGGUCAGAGGCUGUGGCUGGCACAUGUGUCGCACCAGUCACUGGAGCUGCAUCUUCAGUGCCGUUGCCACCACCUCCACCACCAUUACCCGCCUUAGCAGCAGCGUCUGAGGCAGGUAAGAAGCACUUUGUCCCCAAGAGUGCAAAAUCCCCCCUGCCCGGGACAGCCUCUCCCACCGUGGUGUUCAACUCAGGGCUCGCAGCUGUGAAAAUCAAGAAGCCGAUCAAGACCAAGUUCCGCAUGCCGGUGUUCAACUGGGUCGCCCUCAAACCCAACCAGAUCAAUGGGACAGUCUUCAACGAAAUAGAUGACGAAAGGAUCCUGGAGGAUUUAAAUGUGGAUGAAUUUGAAGAAAUAUUCAAAACAAAAGCCCAAGGACCAGCCAUUGAUCUUACUUCAAGCAAGCAAAAGAUAACUCAGAAAGGGUCAAACAAAGUGACGUUACUGGAUGCCAACAGGGCCAAGAACCUGGCCAUUACUUUAAGAAAAGCUGGAAAGACAGCAGAUGAAAUAUGCAAAGCUAUUCACGUGUUUGACCUGAAAACAUUGCCGGUGGAUUUUGUUGAGUGCCUCAUGCGGUUCCUGCCCACCGAGAACGAAGUGAAAGUGCUGCGGCUCUACGAGCGGGAAAGGAAACCCAUCGAGAACCUGUCCGACGAAGACCGGUUCAUGAUGCAGUUCAGCAAGAUUGAGAGGCUGAUGCAGAAGAUGACCAUCAUGGCGUUUAUAGGCAACUUCGCAGAAAGCAUCCAGAUGCUGACCCCGCAACUUCACGCGAUAAUAGCUGCAUCUGUCUCAAUAAAGUCAUCCCAAAAGCUUAAGAAAAUACUGGAGAUAAUCUUGGCUCUCGGAAACUACAUGAACAGCAGUAAACGAGGAGCUGUGUACGGAUUUAAGCUACAGAGUUUAGACCUGCUCCUAGAAACAAAGUCAACAGACCGAAAGCAGACCCUGCUGCACUACAUUUCAAAUGUGGUCAAGGAGAAGUACCAGCACGUGUCCCUCUUCUACAACGAACUUCAUUAUGUAGAGAAGGCUGCUGCAGUGUCUCUUGAAAAUGUCCUCUUGGACGUGAAGGAGCUGCAGAGGGGCCUGGAUCUGACGAAGCGCGAGUACACCAUGCAUGACCACAACACGAUGCUGAAGGAGUUCAUUCAGAACAACGAAGGGAAGCUAAAGAAGCUGCAGGACGAUGCCAAAAUAGCCCAGGAUGCCUUCGAUGAUGCUGUAAAGUACUUUGGGGAGAAUCCCAAGACGACACCCCCCUCAGUCUUUUUCCCAGUGUUUGUCCGGUUUGUGAAGGCCUACAAGCAAGCAGAAGAAGAGAAUGAGUUGAGAAAAAAGCAGGAACAGGCCUUAAUGGAAAAACUCAUGGAGCAGGAGGCAUUGAUGGAGCAACAGGACCAAAAGUCCCCUUCGCAUAAAACAAAGAGACAGCAGCAAGAGCUGAUUGCAGAGCUCAGACGGCGGCAAGUCAAGGAUAACAGGCAUGUGUACGAAGGGAAGGAUGGUGCUAUUGAAGAUAUUAUAACAGAUCUUCGAAACCAGCCGUACCGACGGGCCGACGCGGUGAGGAGAAGCGUCCGGCGGCGCUUUGACGAUCAGAACUUGCGCUCUGCCAACGGUGCUGAAAUAACCAUGUGA
Messenger RNA from Egretta garzetta (little egret), 3312 nucleotides. It is a transcript of the gene FMNL2, whose product is annotated as formin like 2. Bases 1 to 3312 code for a protein of 1103 amino acids. Gene Ontology annotation, biological process: cell migration; cortical actin cytoskeleton organization; regulation of cell shape. Lineage: Eukaryota; Metazoa; Chordata; Aves; Pelecaniformes; Ardeidae. Gene Ontology annotation, cellular component: cytosol. The record is from RefSeq and is a predicted model, not a curated record. Gene Ontology annotation, molecular function: small GTPase binding; actin filament binding. The transcript has 27 exons.